Messenger RNA from Physeter macrocephalus (sperm whale), 3721 nucleotides. RefSeq names its product zinc finger protein 404 (gene ZNF404). Gene Ontology annotation, biological process: regulation of DNA-templated transcription. Gene Ontology annotation, cellular component: nucleus. The coding region runs from base 2174 to 3616 and encodes 480 amino acids. The transcript has 5 exons. The record is from RefSeq and is a predicted model, not a curated record. NCBI's taxonomy places the organism in Eukaryota, Metazoa, Chordata, Mammalia, Artiodactyla, Physeteridae.
AGGAAUGGCUAUUGUUUAAAAUUUUCUGAAAUAUACAUUUAGGAAAAGGAAGAAAACCAGGGCUAUGACACACAAAUAAGCAAUGUUAAUAAAUAGAUACAUACAUUUAUAUUUUUUUUCUAUUUAUUGACGUCUGUCACUUUUUCUCUAUAUAUUGAUAAGUACAUAUAUUUUUAUAAAUAUAAUCAUAUUUUGUAUUUGUAUGAUUUUGUGCAUUCGUAACCUAAUUUUAUAAGUGUUGAGAUGCAAUUCACAUACCACACCAUUUAGCUACUUGAUGUGUACAAUUUUAUACAUUUAAUAUAUUCACAGGCUUGUGAAACCAUCACCACAGUCAACUUUAGAACAUUUUCAUCACCCUAAAGAGAAACCCUAUUCCUAUCAGCAGUCACUCCCCAUUUCCUGCAACCUCCCCAGCCAUGGUCAACCACUUACCUACCUUCUGUCUCUAUUAAUUUGCCCCUCUGGACAUUUUGUAGAACUAGAAUCACACAAUGUGUGGUCUUCUGUGACCAGCUUCUUUGAAUUACCAUAGUGUUUUCCCUGUGAUUCACAUAGAUUCAUCCAUGUUGUAGCAUGUGUCGGAACUUUCUUCUUUUUUAAGGCUGAAUAAUAUUCCAUUGUAUGGAUAUACCUUGUUUUAUUUAUCCAUUCAUCCGUUGAUGGGCAUUUGAGUUGUUUCUACUUCUUAGCUAUUAUGAAUAAUGCUGACAGGAGCAUUUGUGUACAGGUUUUUGUGUAGACAUAUAUUUUUGUUUCUCUUAGGUAUACACUUAGGAGUGGAAUUGCUGGGUCAUAUGGUAACUCUUGAGAAACUGUCAGAUUGUUUUCCAAAAUGUCUGUACCAUUUUACAUUCCCAACAGCCACGUGUGAGGGUUCCAAUUUCUCCACAUUUUCACCAACACCUGUUAUUAUCUGUCCUUUUUAUUAUAGGCAUCCUAGUGGGUAUGAAGUGGGUCUUGUGGUUUUGAUUUGCAUUUCCCUGUUGGCUUAUGAUGUUGAGGGUCUUUUCACGUACUUAGUGGCGAUUUGUAUGUUUUCUUUCGAGAAACGUCAGUUCAGAUUCUUUGCCCACUUUUUAAUUGAACUUUUGGUCUUUGUAACCUAAUUUUUUUACUGACAUGAUAUUUUGAAUAUUUUCAUUCCCUUAACAGUUUCUCAAACUUAGCAUUUAAUGACUGUUUAAUAUUUCAUUACAUGGACACAUCAGCUGUUGCUGAGUUUAGAAUGCUGAACAUGCCUGCUCUCCAUGCUGUACCACUUCUAUAUCUUGAUCAACUUCACUUCUUCCAAUUUCUCAGGCCAUAUGGGAACUUAGGUCUUUGUAAUUUCAGGGGUAAUGAUGUUUGGGAAUGUGGCAACAGCCUCUACUGAUAACUGUACUGUCUUAGAAGAACUUGUAUAAGGAUGUGACACUGAAAAAUCAUAGAAGCAGAGUCUUUAUGAUCAAAUCUUUAAAUUCAAAAUGUGAUCUCUGGGGCUUUUUUCUUCCCUUAAUGUGACCCUCUAGGGAGGUUGAAGUGUUUGAAUUUCCGAGGGAUUUGAGAUUCAAAUGACUGUUCUACUGUAUUUUCCUUGAGGCAUCAUCAUCCUGGUUCCUUGAAUGGCUUUCCUUUGGCCUUUCUUAUGCUGGACUUCCCUGCCCCUUCACCACAGGACUGUAUCUGGAUUUGUUGAGAGCUGCAGCAUGCCUAAGUUCCAUUUCUUUUAUGUGCAGGUUUUUCUGUUUCCAAGCCAGGUGUAAUUCCUGAAUUGGAACAAGGAGUCCAGGCCUAGUAGGUGGAGAGUGUAGUGACAAGAGGAUUUGUCCAGCCCUGGCUUCUCUGGACUCAGCUUCUGAGGAUGAUUGGCAGUUGUAAAACCAUGGGCCGGGUGCCACUGACAUUCAGUGAUGUUGCCAUAGACUUCUCUCAGGAGGAGUGGGAAUGCCUAAACUCAGAUCAGAGGAAUUUGUAUAGAGAUGUGAUGUUGGAGAAUUAUACUAACUUGAUAUCACUGGUUAGCAGAGCCAGCCUUUCUGAGAAAGUGAUUUGUAACCUGCAACACCUGGAGAUAGUCAUUUAGAGAAGCCACCUAAGAGGAUUCCUGCAAGACAUUGAUUUCACAAGUGAGAGCAACAAAUUAUCUUCAGAAAAAAGCAGUUAUGAAGUAAAUUCAUACCAUCGGGAGACAAUGAAUAGAAGUAAAACCUUCAACUUUAUGGCGUUUAUUUUCAGAAAUGACUCACAGAACAGAACUAAAUUUGAAAGACAACAGGCACCUAAAAUGGGAUAUUGUAAUCAAAUGAUAUUCAGAAAACAUAUAUCCCUUCCUCUACAUCAAAGACUUCACACUAAAGAGAAGUCAUAUGAAUGUAAGGAAUGUAGAAAGGGCUUUAGGAAAUAUUCACACCUUAUUGAACAUGUGAGAGACCAUAGUGGUGUAAGACCCUAUGAAUGUAAGGAAUGUGGAAAGGUCUUUAUAGUUCUCCAGCAUUUUAUUAGACAUAAAAAAAGUCACACUGAUUUGAAACCCUUUGAAUGUAAUGGAUGUGAGAAGGCCUUUAGGUUUUAUUCACAGCUUAUUCAACAUCAGAUAAUUCAUACUGGUGUGAAACCCUAUGAAUGUAAGCAAUGUGGGAAGGCCUUUAGACGUCAUUCUCACCUUACUGAACAUCAGAAAAUUCAUAUUGGUUUGAAACCCUACAAAUGUAAGGAAUGUGGGGAAACUUUUAGGUUGUACCGACAUAUGUGUCUCCAUCAGAAAAUUCAUCAUGGUGUGAAACCCUAUAUUUGUAAGGAAUGUGGAAGGGCCUUUGGUCAUCGUUCAAGUCUCUAUCAGCAUAAGAAAAUUCAUUCUGGUGAGAAACCGUAUAAAUGUAAACAAUGUGGAAAGGCCUUUGUUCGCAGUUAUCUACUUAUUGAACAUCAGAGAAGUCAUACUGGUGAGAAGCCUCAUGAAUGUAAGGAAUGUGGAAAAGCCUUUAGUAGGGGCUCAAGCCUUCUUAAACAUAAGAGAAUUCAUAGUAGCGAGAAACUCUAUGAUUGUAAGGAAUGUGGGAAGGCCUUCUGUAGAGGCUCUCAACUUACACAACAUCAGAGAAUUCAUACUGGCGAGAAGCCCCAUGAAUGCAAAGAAUGUGGGAAGACUUUUAAGCUCCAUUCUUACCUUAUUCAACAUCAGAUCAUUCACAGUGAUUUGAAACCAUAUGAAUGUAAACAAUGUGGGAAAGCCUUCAGUCGUGUCGGAGACCUUAAAACACAUCAGUCAAUUCAUGCCGGGGAGAAACCUUAUGAAUGUAAGGAAUGUGGAAAAACCUUUAGACUUAAUUCUCAACUAAUUUAUCAUCAGACAAUCCAUACUGGUUUGAAACCAUAUAUAUGUAAAGAAUGUAAGAAGGCCUUCCGUUCUAUCUCAGGUCUUUCUCAACAUAAGAGAAUUCAUACUGGUGAAAAACCUUAUGAAUGUAAAGAAUGUGGUAAGGCCUUUAAUCGUAGCGAUCGACUUGCUCAGCAUCAGAGAAUUCAUACUGGUGUGAAGCCACAUAAAUGUAAGGAAUGUGGGAAAGCCUUUACUCGUUGCUAUCAACUUACUCAACAUCAAAGAUUUCACAUUGGCGAGAAAGUCUUAAUGUAAUGAGAGUCAGAAAGCCUUUAGCCAUGACACGUCCUUUAACAUUAUCACUCUUCUACCACCUAACGAUAUGGUAAAGAUUAAAUUAUUUAACAUAAAAUAUGAUUG